Messenger RNA from Cutaneotrichosporon oleaginosum, 1750 nucleotides. RefSeq lists its product as uncharacterized. The record is from RefSeq and is a predicted model, not a curated record. Lineage: Eukaryota; Fungi; Basidiomycota; Tremellomycetes; Trichosporonales; Trichosporonaceae.
CCAAACAACAUUCAUCACCUGCUCGCCGUAGUCACAAUCGCCGCCAUCGUCAGCAUUCUCGCCACCACCGCAACUGCACAAUAGCUGUUGCGUCUUCUUCUUGUGUUGGCGUGUACGACGCGCGGCUGGUUCCUCCUCAGUCUCCUAACAUCUGCCCUUUCAUCCGUAUAGCUUCUCUCCACCAAACCGCGCCAUCGGAUUUUGCGCGCCAUGCCCGCACUCAGCCCUACGCGGCUGUGCGAACCGCCCAGCAUGGCCGCCAACCCGUUUGCGCGUCCCUUACCUUCGCCCAGCAAGCGUAACCCCUUUGCGCGCGCGACCGAGGCCACGAGCUUCACGCGCAAGGGCCUGCUCCCUGCGGCGUCACCAAAGCAAACACAGACAAAGUCACAAUGGCGCAUGCUGUGGCGCGGGGGGUUCGAGAUCGGUCCGGAUGGAUGGCGCCUAGAUGGUGUGACAUUCUUCGCCCUCCUUUCGUUCCCAACCAACCUCCCAACACCGAGCGACAAUCCGUUCGCUCCGCCUACGCCGGGCCCUUCUGAUCCUGCGCUGCCGAGCGACGCUGAUCUUUGCCUUUCUCUCGAAUCCUUGCGUGGGCGCAAAUACCUCGCUGUCCGCGGAAGUACCGAGCUCACCGACGAAGAAGCGCUGGACGGCGAAGAGAUUCAGAUGUCAACCACCUCGCCUCUGUUGGCUGCCUUCCUGACCGGCAUGCUUUGCCGCGAGCCCAGCCUCUCACUGAGCGGGCGUACACGUACUGCAAUCAUUGUGGGACUGGGCGACGGCGCGGACGAGAACGUGCUCAUUUACGGGCAGCGGGUGGCAGAGACGCAGACGCUGAAGCUCUGCGUCGGCAGAAAGAAGCCUCCACCGCCGCCCGAGAAAGUCCGGCCAGGACAGCCACUCCCUCGCGCUCCCCCACUGCUCGAGGUGCGCCGUGGGCUGCCGUUCUCGAGGCGAGCGAUCUCUCGCUCAAGUGUUCAUGUACAUGUCGCCGCGCCCCCACUCCGAGCAAGCUUACCGAUAUCUGGUCGGCUGGGCGAGAAGCGAUCACGCGUUGAGGAAAACCCGCGACGUCGUGCUAGCCUUGUCGGGUCAGAGGCGGACAGCGACGUGUUUGGGAGCACCUUGCAUUCCCGCGCACCCAGUGUGCGCCGAGAGACUAGCCGGGCUCCCUCUGCAGUACCGUCGACUUCCGCCUGUGACGAUCGCCUCAAUAAGCGCGCGCGUGUGCUCGACUCUCAGCAGGUGGUGGACAACAAGGGGUGUAUUCGCAAGUUGACCAUGCACAUGCUGGAGGAACGAGGACAUCCACGCGACGGAGACAUCCACAAGGAAGUAUGGCCUGUCGCAUACAAGGGCGCGUACUUUGCUCUUGUGAGUCAAGUCUGAUGCGCGGCUGACAGCAGCGGAGCAGGCUCGAUAGCAGCCCCCUCGUCAAGGCCGAGGUCCGCGACAUCGUCGGUCGGCACCUCGACAUGUAUCUCCCUGCGAGCGCACCCGCUCCUGGUUUGUCCCAGGAGCCGAGGGCAUCUUCGCGCAGCGUCGGUCACAGUAGAAGCAGCUCCAGCGCGACAGACGCCAGCGACGGCGCUUCGCGUGUCCCGUCCAUGCGCUCGCCAUUCGCGCGCUAAUCCCCUUCGCACAUCGGUCUGGCACGAUCAUUUGUACUUUGUAACACUUUAUCACCACACUUGCAUCCUUGCAUCGCAACCAUUGUACACAACAUACAUGCAGCCCAUGCUCAAUG